Molecule: messenger RNA, 5645 nt
Organism: Mugil cephalus (flathead mullet)
Lineage: Eukaryota; Metazoa; Chordata; Actinopteri; Mugiliformes; Mugilidae
Product: NACHT, LRR and PYD domains-containing protein 3-like
Exons: 9
Coding region: 342-3413 (1023 amino acids)
Molecular function (GO): protein binding
Source: RefSeq, a predicted model, not a curated record
GUUUUUAUACAGAACAGAUCAAAUUUAUCUUUAUUAGACACCUCCCCCAGACACAGCCAGAACAAAGAACCCCAGAGCUCAGACUUCAUGUUUGCAGGAAACAUUUAUCGGUGUGAAAUGUGCAUUUGGUUUGAGCCUGUGAAAACUCAGAAUUUUUAUUGUUGUAUUGAUAAUUAUUAACAUUUCACACUUAAGUCUGUUCAGAUAAGAGCAAUGAAGACUGAAGCUACACCCAGUGAAUUUACUCCAUAGUCCUUCUGACAAGAGACCAGAGAGAUUAUUGAUUAUAAAAAGAACAAGGAAGGAUUGUGACCAGUUGUCUUCUUAAAUACAUUGCAGACAUGUCUGAGAAGAAGAAGAGGAAGCGGUCAACAUUGAGCAAGUCCCUUGAGCUCUGUGACCCAUCAGUCAGUUCACAGAUGAAUGAAGAUGAAGAGUUUCCGCAGCCCAGCUGUGUCUCCAUGAAAAGUGAUCGAUCCAUGGGAAUACCAUAUAACUUUGGAAAUGACAGAGGCCACCAGGAGGAGAAGUUAAGCAGCUGUUCAUAUAAGGAGGCUUCAGAAAAGGCUCCAAUUCUUUUCCUAUGUGGACACCGUUCAUGCAUACAGUGUGUGAGGUCAGAUCAGGAUUCAGCAAGAGAUCGGCCCUGCCCUGAGUGUGAAGAGAAAUUACAACAUACCAUCGACCAAGACACAGGAAACAUCCUUGCUGGGAACACAAAGAAGAAUCUAAAAAAUUGGAUGAAAAAUAAGUUUACUUUGACAUCUGAAGGUAAUGGUGACCAAGAAAUAUCACUGCAGAGCAUCUACACAACCCUCUACAUCACCACCACAGAGUGUGAAGGGCCACAAGAAGAACACGAGUUCAGACACCUUAAAAGUAAACUUAAAAGGCAGUCAUCACAAGACUACUCAGUCAACGUCCGUGACAUCUUCAGGUGCCUGCCUGGGCAAGAGAACCCCCACAGAACAGUUCUGACGAAGGGUGUCGCAGGGAUUGGAAAAUCAUUUACUGUGCAGAAAUUCAUCCUUGUCUGGGCUGAGGAGGAAGCCAACCAGGACGUGGAUUAUGUUUUCAGUCUUGCUUUCCGAGAGCUGAAUUUGGUCACAGGUGAGAAAAGCCUGCACAAGCUCCUGAUAGAUUUCCAUCCUGUACUCCACAGUCUGAAAGAGUCAGAGGAUUACAUUAGAACCAAGAUUAUCAUCAUCCUUGAUGGCCUGGAUGAAAGUAGACUUAGUCUGGACUUCGAGGGGAAUAAGGUGAUAACGUCUGUCAGAGAAGUAACAUCUGUGAGUAACCUCCUUGUCAACCUCAUCCAGGGAAACCUCCUUCCUGAUGCCAACCUCUGGAUAACUUCCCGUCCUGCAGCAGCCAAUCAGAUCCCUGCACAGUAUGUGGACAUGGUGACAGAGAUAAGAGGUUUCAGUGACCAACAGAAGGUGGAAUAUUUCAGGAGAAGAUAUAGUCAUGAUUCAGGUCUUGCUGAAAGGAUAAUAUCACAUAUACAGUCUUCUCAGCCUCUUGGCAUCAUGUGCCAGAUCCCAGUCUUCUGCUGGAUUUCUGCAGUCUUAUUUAAGGAGGUCCUUGCGGGAGAUGAAUACACUGAAAUUCCCCAGACACUGACAGGGAUGAUGGCACAUUUCCUGUUUGCCCAGACAAAACGUAGGAACAGAAAAUACGACAAAAAGACUGGGGAGAACAAAGAAGAGCUUCUGAAGACACACAAGGAAUUUCUUCUGAAACUCGGCAAGCUUGCCUUUGUUCAGCUUCAGGAGAACAAACUCAUCUUUUAUGAGGAAGACCUGGAAGAAUGCAGCAUUGACUUAAAAGAAGCAUCUAUCUACUCUGGAUUUUGCACCACAGUUAUUAGAGAGGAAGAUGUCUUUUCCCAAAAAAAGGUCUUCUUCUUUGUGCAUCUGACCAUACAGGAGUUCUUUGCAGCUCUCUAUGUCUACAACUGUCUGACAACCAACAAUACUGCAGGUCUAGGCAACUUCCUGAGUCAGGAAGAUAAAGAACACACUUUACUUGAUCUUCUAAAGAUGGUGGUUAACAAAGUGUUGGAGAAGAAGAAUGGACAUCUGGACUUCUUCCUGAGAUUCCUCCUUGGCCUCAUGGUUGAACCCAACCGAAGAAUCCUUCAGGGACUCCUGAUCCCGCCAGACCCAAGUCAAGAUGCCGACAAGAAAAUCUUGACUUACCUGAAAUCCAUCCGGAGGAAGGGUAUCUCUCCAGACAGUUGUAUGAACCUGUUCCAGACCAUGGUCGAGAUGAGAGACCACAAAAUCAAAGAUGAGAUUCAGGAAUAUCUCAAAGUGUUAGAUCAUUCAAAGGCAGAGUUGACUCCCCUGCACUGCUCUGCACUGGCCUACGUGCUGCAGGUUUCGAAGAAUGAUCUUGAUGUGUUGGAUCUGAAGAGUUAUAACACAUCAGAGGAAGGCAGAAGGAGGCUGAUACCAGCUGUGAGGAGCAGCAGAAAAGCAAUGCUAGCAGACUGCAACGUCAGUGCAGAGUGGGUUGAGCACCUGGCACUUGUUCUCAAGUUUUCCUACUCAGCUCUGAGAGAUCUGGACCUGAGCAACAACGACCUGAAAGAUUCAGGAGUCAAGACCCUUUGUGAUGGACUGUCAAAUGACUGCUGCAGACUGGAAACACUGAGGUUGUCAGGCUGUCUGGUUACAGAGACAGGCUGUGGUCAUUUGGCUUCAGCUCUACACUCCAACCCCUCCCAUCUGAUAGAGCUGGACCUGAGCUACAACCAUCCAGGCGACUCUGGAGAGAAGCUGCUCUGUGAGCUGAGGAACAAUCCGCAAUACAAACUCAGCAAACUCAACAUUGAAUAUGGCGGAAGUCACAGAAUCAAGCCAAGUUUCAAGAAAUAUGCAUGUGAGCUCACUUUGAAACCGAAUGCAACACACAAGAACCUGCUUCUCUCUGGAGGAAACACAAAGGUGACCUGGGUUUUGGACGAGCAGCCGAAUCUGCAUCACACAGAAAGGUUUGACCUCUGCCAACAGGUGCUUUGUGAACAGGGCCUAGAUGGGCGCUACUACUGGGAAGUGGAGGUGUUUGGACCCUUAAGCAUUGGGGUCACAUCCAGAGGAACGUACCCGAAAGGGGAGACAAGUGAUAUCAAGAUGGGACACGAUGACGAGUCUUGGUGUCUGGUUUGCUCCAACAGUGGUUAUUAUGUUUUGCACAACAACGAGAAAGUAGAUGUGUCUUCACAUGGAUGGCGCUCCAGUCGGGUGGGGGUGUAUCUGGAUUGGCCGGCUGGCACUCUGUCCUUCUACAGAGUAUCCACUGAUAAUCGGAUCCAUCUCCACACCUACAAAACAGCUUUUAAAGUACUGCUCUAUCCUGCCGUUGAGCUUCACACUCAGUCUUCUGCUUCAUUUUGUCAGCUGACAUAAUUAAACAUUAAUUGUGUUCACAUGAGCACCAACUUCGGUCAGAUUUAACCAUAUACACCUAAAUAACUGCUGUAGUUGUAGAUGUAAUAAUAUACUACUCUUAGACUUUACGUAUAUGACAGGAUUAACCACAGAGGUUUUUUACCAAGUAACUAAAAUUCCUAUCCCAACUGAUUAACCUGUCUGUAAUGGCAUCAAAAUAAUUACCAUAAUAGCUUUUAAGAUCACCAUGACAACAAUAACCUGGCAGCUAACAGCAAUAUUUUUGCCUAAUAACUCUAUACUGAAAAUUUAAAAUCAUUUACUACCUUCCAUUUUUUGCAUAUUAGCUGCCAUGUUAAACUGCAAUACUAGCCUUCACUGUUCUCUAUGUCAAAUCAUCAUGAAUGAAUAUGUAUUCAUUUUAUGCAUUUACAUUUGCCAUAACCCAGCAGUGCACCGAUUUUUUGAGGCAUCUCCCUUUUUUGCCUAAUUUUAAUGAGCUGGAGAAUAAUACAUUGUGGUACGCAAUACACCGUCCAGAUCGUCAUUUUGGCCAAUAUGGCGUAUCAUCUGGGUUGUUCACGUACUACUACUCACUAUGUAGCAUGGUCAUGCUUGUUACUGGCAGACUCUUGGCAGCUUACUGAAGACUAUUGUUGUUUUGGAACUUUUAAAUAUUGCAUGUGUUUUUUUUUCUUUGAUACAAGGUUCUGGGAAAUAUUUGUUCAGUGUAAUCUGGCAACAACUUAAAUACCUGAUAAUAGUACAAGCAGAACAGGAAGAAGAAUGGGCUUGUUAGUUUUCAUGGUCUUUCAUUUCAUCUGGGCAGCUCUGAAAACAUAUUACCGGCAUGUUCAUCAAGUUUAACACUUCUGUCUAAUAAAUUUUGUGUGUGGUGACAGCUUGUUUAGUUUGGUAUUGAGAAAGUAGUUAGUAGCAAGAGCAUAUAAUCAGUAAAUCCAUAUAUCAUCACUAGUUAGAAGCUUAACAUCUAUUUCGAACGGCAUUAACAAACUGGUAUCGACAAAGAGACAACUAAAACAGGCAGCUAUCGCAGUGAUAGUACUAACAGUUCUUCAAUUAUCCGUAUUCCUUUACCCUCCAAAAGCUGUAUCUAGCAGCAGAAAAUGAUACCAGUAUUUCCUCUUGUGUUGCUUAAUUCUUGUUUUGUUUUUUGUUUUUCUUCCCCUACCGAAUGUGUAGCUUUAACUGCUGUUCCCAAUUUGACCUUGUGGUUAUUCCUUCACCUUUAGUUGAUUUAAAUAAGGUCACCAAAGGAACUUGGAUUCACAGACAACUAACAACAUUUGUUGAUUUCUACAAGGAAAGAGAGGUCUAUUUGUUAACUUACCCUGUGAUACUGGCCUAUUGUAGUUUUUGCAUAAAAUCAUGUAUAAACAUGUAUUGUAGAAAAUCAUACCGUAGCUGUUUUGUGUAUGCGUUCACACUUGUAAUACCCCAGAAGUGCACUGAUUUUUUUUGAUUGUAUAGAUUUAAGAUAAGAUGGGGAAUGAUGCAUUGUGGGAUGCAGUACAUGGUGCAGAUAGCUAGUGAAGCCAUUUGGGAAGUAUAGCAGGAUUUUCUGAUUACUUUUGGUCAAAAUGUUGUGUGUUCAUGCUACUUUUUUUUUUUUUUUUUUAAAUUGGAAAUCUAAAAAUUGUCAAGUGUGUUCGUGUGGUUUGGGUAGGGUGGUUGGUACAAGGUUCUGGGAAUUUUUUAUUUUUUAUUUUUCCAGUCUAAUCUGUCAGCACUGAAAUAUCUUAAAAUAGAUCAAGCAGAACAGGGAGGAGAAUUUGUUUUCAUGUUCUAACACGUAGUGGCUUCUGUAAUCUGGUGCUUUAAUUUCUUCAGUGCAGCUCAGAAAACCUAUUUGCAGCAUUUUCAUUGAAUGUGUUGUUUAGUGAAAUGUUCAUGUGAAGACUUUAGAUAAAACAGUGUUUGACUUUAAACUGUAGUGCUUUUUACUUUUUAAUUUUACUUUUUAUUGACAUCUUGUUUGUGAACUUGACUUAAAGUAACACUUUUCAACUUCCUCUAAAGACAUUCCAACAUAUAAUCCAGUCUCCAGUAUUUGUGCUAAACUAAACUAAUCUGCUGAGUCAACUAAAAUUAGUAUAGAUACAAAAAUAGUAUUUUUCUGGAAAAGAUAUUAAACUAUUCCUUUUACGGUGCUUUUGUUUUACAGACUUUGCUCUCACGCUCAUAUGUAAUGAAUGUUUUUUAAGAAUAAACUUUCUGGAAGAAUGUCAA